GCAGUGAAUUCAGGUGAUAUCAACGCAAGCCGGCGAGACCCCUGUCAUUGCACAUCGUAUUUUACUUUUGGGGGCGUUUUGGGGACUUUUAAUACAAUACAACAUUCAUUCCUCUUCGUGUCCCCUUCCCCUUUCCUUUUCUCCGGACAUUUGAAACAUAGAAAGCCUCAAGAAUGGCCCAGAUACUGCCGAUACGAUUUCAGGAACAUCUGCAGCUGCAGAACCUGGGGGUGAACCCGGCUAACAUUGGUUUCAGCUACCUGACCAUGGAGUCUGACAAGUUCAUCUGCAUCCGGGAGAAGGUGGGCGAGCAGAACCAGGUGGUGAUCAUAGACAUGGCCGACCCCAAUAACCCCAGCAGACGUCCCAUCUCUGCUGACAGUGCCAUCAUGAACCCUGCCAGCAAGGUCAUCGCCCUCAAAGCUGCUAAAUGCCUGCAGAUCUUCAACAUUGAGAUGAAGAGUAAGAUGAAGGCUCACACCAUGACCGAGGAAGUCAUGUUCUGGAAGUGGAUCUCUGUCAACACCGUCGCCUUGGUGACUGAAGCGGCCGUCUACCAUUGGAGCAUGGAGGGGGACUCGCAGCCCAUCAAAGUGUUUGAUCGGCACGCUAGUCUGGCCGGAUGCCAGAUCAUAAACUACAGAACAGACGAACAGCAGAAGUGGCUCCUCCUUAUAGGGAUCUCAGCACAGCAAAACCGUGUGGUGGGGGCCAUGCAGCUGUACUCUGUGGACAGGAAGGUGUCUCAGCCCAUCGAAGGCCACGCUGCAGCCUUCGGAGAGUUUAAGGUGGAGGGCAACACCAAAGCCUCCACUCUGUUCUGCUUCGCUGUGCGCAGCCAGGCUGGGGGCAAGCUGCACAUCAUAGAGGUGGGUCAGCCGGCUACAGGGAACCAGCCGUUUACUAAGAAGGCGGUUGACGUAUUCUUCCCUCCUGAGGCUCAGACAGACUUCCCCGUCGCCAUGCAGAUUGGCACCAAGCACGGUGUGAUCUACCUGAUCACUAAGUAUGGCUAUAUCCACCUGUACGACCUGGAGUCAGGAGUGUGUAUCUACAUGAACCGCAUCAGCGCCGAGACCAUCUUCGUCACCGCCCCCCACGAACUCACCUCCGGCAUCAUCGGGGUUAACAAGAAGGGACAGGUGUUGUCAGUGUGUGUGGAGGAGGAGAACAUAGUGAACUAUGCCACCAACGUGCUGCAGAACCCAGACCUGGGCCUGAGGAUGGCCGUGCGUUCUAACCUGGCCGGGGCUGAGGAGCUGUUUGCCAGGAAGUUCAACACACUGUUCGCCCAGGGCUCCUACUCCGAGGCUGCCAAGGUGGCCGCAUCCACACCCAAGGGUAUCCUGCGCACAGCGGAGACCAUCCGUAAGUUCCAGAGCGUGCCAGCCCAGCCGGGCCAGGCCUCUCCCCUGCUGCAGUACUUUGGCAUCCUGCUGGACCAGGGCCAGCUCAACAAGUUUGAGUCUCUGGAGCUGUGCAGGCCCGUGCUACAGCAAGGACGCAAGCAGCUGCUGGAGAAGUGGCUGAAAGAGGACAAGCUGGAGUGUUGUGAGGAGCUUGGUGACCUGGUUAAGGCAGUAGAUCCUACGCUAGCCCUCAGUGUCUACCUCAGGGCCAACGUACCCAGCAAAGUGAUCCAGUGCUUUGCUGAGACCGGACAGUUCCAGAAGAUAGUGCUCUACGCCAAAAAGGUGGGCUACUCUCCAGACUGGGUGUUUCUGUUGAGGAAUGUGAUGCGGGUCAGCCCAGACCAGGGUCUACAGUUCUCUCAGAUGCUGGUGGCAGAUGAGGAGCCCCUGGCCAACAUCAACCAGAUAGUGGAUGUGUUCAUGGAGGGAAGUCUGAUCCAGCAGUGUACCUCCUUCCUAUUGGACGCUCUGAAGAACAAUCAGCCAGCCGAGGGACACCUACAGACACGCCUACUGGAGAUGAACCUCAUCCACGCCCCCCAGGUCGCCGACGCGAUCCUUGGCAACCAGAUGUUUAGUCACUAUGACCGUGCCCACAUCGCCCAGCUGUGUGAGAAGGCUGGACUGCAACAGAGGGCUCUAGAGCACUACACUGACCUGUUCGACAUCAAACGGGCUGUCGUACACACACACCUGCUCAACCCUGAGUGGCUGGUGAACUUCUUUGGCGCCCUGUCAGUAGAGGACUCAGUAGAGUGUCUUCGGGCCAUGUUAUCAGCCAACAUCAGACAGAACCUUCAGCUGUGUGUCCAGGUGGCAUCUAAAUACCACGAGCAGCUGGGAACAAACACCCUGGUGGAGCUCUUUGAGUCCUUCAAGAGCUACGAGGGUCUGUUCUACUUCCUGGGCUCCAUAGUGAACUUCAGUCAGGACCCUGACGUCCAUUUUAAAUACAUCCAGGCGGCCUGCAAGACAGGGCAGAUCAAGGAAGUGGAGCGCAUCUGUAGAGAGAGCAACUGUUACGACCCGGACAGGGUCAAGAACUUCCUCAAGGAGGCUAAAUUGACAGACCAGCUGCCGUUGAUCAUAGUGUGUGACCGCUUUGACUUUGUCCAUGACCUGGUGCUCUAUCUCUACCGCAACACUCUGCAGAAGUACAUAGAGAUCUACGUUCAGAAGGUGAACCCCAGCCGUCUGCCUGUGGUGAUAGGAGGUCUGUUGGAUGUAGACUGUGCUGAAGACGUCAUUAAGAACCUGAUCAUGGUGGUGAGAGGACAGUUCUCCACUGAUGAGCUGGUGGCAGAGGUGGAGAAGAGGAACAGACUGAAGCUGUUGUUGCCGUGGCUUGAGUCUCGUAUCCAUGAGGGCUGUGAAGAGCCGGCUACCCACAAUGCCUUGGCUAAGAUCUACAUUGACAGUAACAACACCCCGGAGCGCUUCUUGAAGGAGAACACCUUCUACGACAGUGCUGUAGUGGGGAAGUAUUGUGAGAAGAGAGACCCCCACCUCGCCUGUGUCGCCUAUGAGAGGGGCCAGUGUGACCUGGACCUUAUCAAGGUGUGCAAUGAGAACUCCCUGUUCAAGAGUGAGGCUCGCUACCUGGUCCGACGGAAAGACCCAGAACUAUGGGCCAACGUUCUUGAGGAGAACAACCCUUAUAGACGCCAACUCAUAGACCAGGUGGUGCAGACCGCGCUGUCAGAGACCCAGGACCCAGAGGAGGUGUCUGUGACUGUCAAGGCCUUCAUGACAGCUGACCUGCCCAAUGAGCUCAUCGAACUACUGGAGAAGAUUGUACUGGACAACUCAGUCUUCAGCGAGCACCGAAACCUCCAGAACCUGUUGAUCCUGACGGCCAUCAAGGCAGACCGGACGCGUGUGAUGGAGUACGUCAACCGCCUGGACAACUACGACGCCCCCGACAUCGCUAACAUCGCCAUCAGCAACGAGCUCUUCGAGGAGGCUUUCGCCAUAUUCAAGAAGUUUGACGUCAACACCUCCGCCAUUCAGGUCCUGAUCGAGCAUAUCAGUAACCUGGACAGAGCCUAUGAGUUUGCAGAGCGUUGUAAUGAGGCCGCGGUAUGGAGUCAACUGGCCAGAGCCCAGCUCCAGAGAGACCUGGUUAAAGAGGCCAUCGAUUCCUACAUCAAAGCUGACGACCCGUCAGCCUACAUGGAGGUGGUCAGCGCUGCCAGCAAGAACAAUAACUGGGAGGACCUGGUGAAGUUCCUUCAGAUGGCUCGGAAGAAGGCCAGAGAGUCGUAUGUAGAGACAGAGCUCAUCUUUGCUCUGGCUAAAACUGGCAGACUGGCCGAACUAGAGGAAUUUGUCAGCGGCCCUAACAAUGCCCAUAUACAACAGGUGGGAGAUAGGUGUUAUGAAGAAGGGAUGUACGAUGCUGCCAAGCUGCUGUACAAUAACGUGUCCAACUUUGCCCGCCUGGCAUCCACGCUGGUACACCUAGGAGAGUACCAAGCUGCUGUGGACAGCGCCAGGAAAGCCAACAGCACACGCACCUGGAAGGAGGUGUGUUGUGCGUGUGUGGAUGGGGAAGAGUUUCGAUUGGCUCAGAUCUGUGGUCUACACAUUGUUAUCCACGCUGAUGAACUGGAGGAGCUCAUCAGCUACUACCAGGACCGGGGUUACUACGAGGAGCUGAUAGGCCUGUUGGAGGCCGCGUUGGGUUUGGAGCGCGCUCAUAUGGGCAUGUUCACAGAGCUGGCCAUCCUCUACUCCAAAUUUAAACCCCAGAAGAUGAGAGAACACCUGGAACUCUUCUGGUCCCGCGUCAACAUCCCUAAGGUGCUGCGAGCGGCGGAGCAGUCCCAUCUGUGGGCGGAGUUAGUGUUUCUGUAUGAUAAAUAUGAGGAAUAUGACAACGCUGUCCUCACGAUGAUGUCACACCCUACGGACGCUUGGAAGGAGGUGCAGUUCAAGGACAUCAUUGCCAAGGUGGCCAAUGUGGAGCUGUACUACAAAUCCCUUUCCUUUUACCUGGACAACAAACCUCUGCUGAUGAAUGACCUUCUGACCAUACUGUCACCACGGUUAGACCACAGCCGCACGGUCAGCUACUUCACCAAGGUUAACCAGUCGAAGUUGGUAAAGCCUUACCUGAGGUCAGUUCAGAGUCAUAACAACAAGGGAGUCAACGAGGCCCUCAAUAACCUGCUGACAGAAGAGGAGGACUACCAGGGUCUGAGGGCGUCUAUCGAUGCAUAUGAUAACUUUGACACCAUUGGUUUGGCCCAGAGACUGGAGAAGCAUGAGCUGAUUGAGUUCAGACGCAUCGCAGCAUACCUCUACAAAGGCAACAACCGCUGGAGACAGAGCGUGGAACUCUGCAAGAAGGACAAAUUAUACAAGGAUGCAAUGCUGUACGCUGCUGAGUCAAAGGAUGCUGAGCUGGCUGAGACCCUGUUGCAGUGGUUCCUGGAGGAGGGCAGGAAGGAGUGUUUCGCUGCCUGUCUGUUUGCCUCCUACGACCUGUUGCACCCUGACGUGGUGCUGGAGCUGGCCUGGAGACACAACAUCAUGGACUUUGCCAUGCCAUACUUCAUCCAAGUCAUGAGGGAGUACCUCACCAAGGUGGACAAACUGGAGGAGUCAGAAAGCCAAAGGAAGACUGAGGAAGAAGUCACAGAACCCACCCCCAUAGUUUUCGGUCAGCAGCUGAUGUUGACGGCAGGCUCGGCUCCAGUGGCUCCCCAGCCCGGAUACCCAGGAGGCUACGGAUACGCUGCCCCAGGCUACUCCCCCCAGCCUCCCUACAACAUGUAGACCACCUCUACCCCACCCAGCCCCCCUACAACAUGUAGACCACCUCUACCCCACCCAGCCUCCCUACAGCUACAACAUGUAGACCACCUCUACCCCACCCAGCCCCCCUACAACAUGUAGACCACCUCUACCCCACCCAGCCUCCCUACAACAUGUAGACCACCUCUACCCCACCCAGCCCCCCUACAACAUGUAGACCACCUCUACCCCACCCAGCCCCCCUACAACAUGUAGACCACCUCUACCCCACCCAGCCCCCCUACAACAUGUAGACCACCUCUACCCCACCCAGCCCCCCUACAACAUGUAGACCACCUCUACCCCACCCAGCCCCCCUACAACAUGUAGACCACCUCUACCCCACCCAGCCCCCCUACAACAUGUAGACCACCUCUACCCCACCCAGCCCCCCUACAACAUGUAGACCACCUCUACCCCACCCAGCCCCCCUACAACAUGUAGACCACCUCUACCCCACCCAGCCCCCCUACAACAUGUAGACCACCUCUACCCCACCCAGCCCCCCUACAACAUGUAGACCACCUCUACCCCACCCAGCCCCCCUACAACAUGUAGACCACCUCUACCCCACCCAGCCCCCCUACAACAUGUAGACCACCUCUACCCCACCCAGCCUCCCUACAACAUGUAGACCACCUCUACCCCACCCAGCCUCCCUACAGCUACAACAUGUAGACCACCUCUACCCCACCCAGCCUCCCUACAGCUACAACAUGUAGACCACCUCUACCCCACCCAGCCCACCGCUACCCCACCCAGCCCCCCUACAACAUGUAGACCACCUCUACCCCAUCCAGCCCCCCUGGGCUACAGUAAGGCUGCGUCCCAAAUGACACCCUAUUCCCAGUAUAGUGAACUACUUUUGACCAGGGUCCAUAUGACUCUGGUCUAAAGUAGUGCAGUAUAUAUAGGCUAUAUGGUGUCGAUUGGGAUGCAGAUCAUGUAGACCUUAAGGUCCCAAUAAUUCUACCUGGAGCUUCUAACACGCCCCCCUCGGCCAACCUCAGGCCCCGACCUGAACCACACUUACCCUGCACUGGGAUACAGAUACAGCUUGCUUAUGGAUUCUAUAUGUAUUCCCUGCCUUGACACCCCUGAUACUCCUAAUCUCACUACUCUGAGACACACCUAGCCCACCUAUGGACACUACUAUCCCCCACACCCAAAUCUCUCAACUGAAAAGACCUCCACUUUGCUCCCACCUCCUCUCGCUCCUCACCUCUUACUCCCACUUCCUCUUGCUCCCCCUCUCCCUCCAAUGGAAUACAGCAAGACUAAGUGACCCCUCUACUUAGGCUGAACCGACCAGCCCACCCGCCAUUCACCACGCACCGCAUGACAACAGCGCUUAGCUCCUAGAGAAAAUAACUAAUAAGACGUCGCUAAUGUACAGUACACCUCUCUGUCCAGGUAUUAUAUUACUGUUCUAUAGACUGUAUCAACUGUGUCAACCAUAGAACAGCUUCUUUUUUUUUUAUCCUAAUGUUUUUCUAGAGAUUAUAAUACAGCACUGAUGGUACAGAGACUUUGUUACUGAGGAGCCAGAGAGGGAGCGGGUGAAGGGGGAGCAGCACCGAGUGCCCCCACCCUCUCCUAAGCACUGCUAGGCCUUAUACAGGAGGAGGUUUCAAAUUUGAGUCAUUGUUCAUGUUUGUUUCAAGACUGUUUCUGUGCAAUAUAGAUCUUAACAGGUACCAUGUGUUGGAGAUACAGUACUAUAUGGACUAGGAAUACUAGUUACUUGGGUUAUGGUGUACUGUCUGUGUGUAGUUUGUCAAGCAUGUAGGGAUCUGUUGACAACACCAAGACUGGGAAGGUUUGCGCUGUUCCUUCUCUUCUCUAGAGUCGUAUUAUCUGAUAAUAACCAAGUCAAGAUGGACGUUGGGUCUCUCCACUACACUGUGAUGUACGGUACAGGAUCCCACAGCUCUGGUUGUUGAUGAUGUGAAACAUAACUGCGAUAUGCUGAUGUCUGUGCAUGUGCUGCCAAACAUAUAAUGCUGUAACAAUGCAACCAGGAGCACAAUUUCCAUGUUACACAUAUACCAAGUAUUACCUAUGUUGUGUUCAAAACUAAACAAAUGUAUUUUGAAGCCUUUUACUGUCUCACCAUUGACAACUAACAGAAUGGUGAAGAAACUCAAAUGUUACACAGAGAAAAACAUACUAGAGGAAUAGAACUCGUAUGUAAUCCCUGUACCAGUGGUUCAGAGUUAACAAUUCAUGUACUGAAAAAAACAGUGUAUAAUUUAAGAUAUGUUGCGAUACUUAAAUAAUCAAAUAAGUCCAUUAUGGAAUAAAAUAGUGUAUUGUCUAUAGUGCAUUGUUGUAGUCUUAAGCAUUAUUAUGAUACUUUUUUUCAAAGAAAAUGACAAAAUACAAAAAGAGCAGAAUACAAACAUAAACUAUUCAGCAUGAUUGCUUGCAGCAGCCAUCAUCCUGGGGUUCGUUUUCUUCCUGUUCAAGUAGAACCUGUCUGAUAAAUGUUCUGGAAAACUAUCGCUAGGGUUUAUGGGUAAAUCUGGCCUCGUGCAUCCGGACAGACGGCCAUGUCCACUGUUGUCCAUUGGACCCUGAGCUGUGCCGCGACAUUGUAAAAACGUUGGAUUGGGGUUUUGUAGGAAAACUAAAUCUAAACUGUGUACAAGCACUACCGUAUCUGCACAAGUCAUGGUCUCUGAAGGAUAAUAAAGUUUAC
This is a messenger RNA of Salvelinus namaycush (lake trout), 7911 nucleotides long. RefSeq names its product clathrin heavy chain 1-like. The record is from RefSeq and is a predicted model, not a curated record. Gene Ontology annotation, cellular component: clathrin coat of trans-Golgi network vesicle; clathrin complex; clathrin-coated endocytic vesicle. Gene Ontology annotation, biological process: intracellular protein transport; receptor-mediated endocytosis. The transcript has 32 exons. Gene Ontology annotation, molecular function: structural molecule activity; clathrin light chain binding. Lineage: Eukaryota; Metazoa; Chordata; Actinopteri; Salmoniformes; Salmonidae. Bases 174 to 5192 code for a protein of 1672 amino acids.